Messenger RNA from Rhincodon typus (whale shark), 4661 nucleotides. Its product is annotated as coiled-coil domain-containing protein 89. The transcript has 7 exons. Bases 58 to 1125 code for a protein of 355 amino acids. NCBI's taxonomy places the organism in Eukaryota, Metazoa, Chordata, Chondrichthyes, Orectolobiformes, Rhincodontidae. The record is from RefSeq and is a predicted model, not a curated record.
CCGUCCACCGCGUGUCGGUUGCUGCGGGCAACCAGCGGCUGAAGGUAAGGGGGAGCCAUGGAGCGGCAGAAAGCAGCCCGGGACUUCAGUCGGUUGGUGGAGGACAGCAAAAAGGAAAUUGAUACAGUGCAAAUUGCCUUAGAGAAACUACGUGGACUCUCUCAAGAUGACAAAACAGAAAAUGCCUUGUUACGAUCUCGAAUAGAUGAACAGUCACAACUCAUCUGCAUCCUAAAGCAUCGAGCAGAUGAAUUCUUAUUGCGUUGCCAAGCUUUGGAGACAAUUAAUACUGAGCUGGAGAACCAGCACAAGGAUCUCAAGCAACAAUUAGAGAGCCAACUCAAGCAGUCAGCUCAGCUAGAAGCACGAUUCAUGGACCUGGCAUUCAAUCACCAAGAAAUUAUCAAAUUCAAGGAUGAAUAUAAGAGUCAGAACACGGAGCUCAGAAAGCAAAAUGAAAAACUCCAGAGAGAGAAUGAAAGUAUUUUCUGUAAAGCCCUGGGUCAGAAAGAUGAUGAAAUAUUGAAGCUCUCUAAUGAGUUGGGAAAAUGUUUAAAGCAAUGCAAGGCACUCGAACAGGAAUGCAAUGACAUAACACUGAAUUUACAGAGAAAAGAAAGUGAGUUCUUGGAGCAGAAAACCAGCACAGAGAAAUUUUAUCUGAAUGAAGUGCAAUCAUUAAGAGCAAAGCUGAAAGAAUCAGAAGAUCGAUGCAAUGUGGCUGAACUGAAGCAGAAAGAAGCUGAAGAAAACAGAUGUCAUGAAGAAACAGAACUUCACCAUAAAUUGCAUGAACUGUCCAAGGAGAAGGAAGAACUUCUGACACUUUCCAUGCAGCGAGGGAAAAUAAUACAGGACAAAGAAAAGAAUGUUCAGCAACUGGAGGAGAAAUUAAGAUUAGCAGAAAAAGCAAGACAGGAAGCAGAAGAUCGGUUUCAAUAUGAAUCUGCAGUGGUAAAUUCAAAUGUAAAAGUCAAGGAGUUACAGCAACAGUACCAAAAAUCUCGAGAGGCUUAUGCUGACUUGGAAAGGGUAAAAGAAUUUGAAGCUUUCAAAAAGCACAGCAAUGACCUGCUAACUAAAGAAAUGGAAGUGAACGAAAAAAUACGUCACCUGAUUGACUGAUGCCAAAUUUCUACACAUUUGUAUUUUACCUUGCAUUUUACAAUAAGUUGACUAAAAUUGUUCUGUGUACGAACGGUUAUAGUGACCUAGUUUUGCAAGUUUAUUUCCUCCAUGCAAAUACUAUACGUAACAGGUAAAAUGCAGUUUUGGGGUCUUCAGAUGCGGUCUUUCCUAUUUUUGUGCUGAAACCAAUCAUUGUGGUUCCUAUUGCUUGGUCACUGCAGAAAACUAUUCAUAAAGCAAUAGAAAAUGAAAAAUAUGUUCCAAGCUCAGCAAGUCUCAGUCUAAAGAUGUGGUGAGUGUAAGAAUUUUCAAUCGGAAGAUAAGCUGUUAUUUGAAUGAGAAAAGUUGUAUUUUUAUUGCAAAACUUGAUUUGAAAGCAAGUAUUCAAGUUGUUAUUUGUUUUAAAUUAUGUUCUUUAAGGGCAGGAAAGAAUUUAUCCCAUGCACCUGUAGUUUUACUGUAAUACUAAUUGCAUGGAAAAACCUAAUACAGGUAGGUUUUACAAAUUCACCUGCUGUUUUAUCCACAUAAAAUACUGCAUCCUGCUUAUCAUUUUAGACUCCAAUGGAUUUUUCCCUCCACAUAUCUAUCUACAAUAAUACUUGUAUUCAAUUGAUCUACUACAACAGGAACAUUUCAUUUUAGCUAUAAAUACCUCUUAUUAACCAAUAUGCAAGUGUAAAAAGCUUAUUUAAUUCCACGGAUGGCAAUGGAACUAAAUAUCAGGCAAUGUAUAGAAUGGGUAGCUGUCCAUUUUGCCACACCAUCUCAAAUGAAUUUCAAAGUCUUGACCUUUUACACAGCAAGGCAUAACAUUUUCAGAACUCAAAUUUACAUCACUGCAAAGUAUCUUGCAGCCAGAACCAAUAACUUCAAGGCCUUUUGACCUACCAGCAAAAAGUCUUCCUUUUCAAUUUUCAUCAUGUGCUUCAGCAUUUGCAAUCCGGUUGCCAGAAGUGGCAAUACGCAGGAGGCCUGAGAACAACUAGUUUGUUUGUUUUACUAGCAAAAAGCCCUGCACCUAAUGCAGGCACAAGCGUUGCUUGACACAUUUGGAAGCAAUUCAGAAAUUCAGGGCAACGGACUGGAGAUGGAUUUCCUUGUAGCAACUGGAAGUGAGAAGAGGAAAACAGGCACCAAAAUAACCUUCAAAACAGAUAUCAAAAUUUUGUUAAUGCUUAAAAGUAGGUAGGUACUAUACAUUAUAAAACCUGGAACACUUCAGUUGAGUUAGAAUCUCUUCUAUAUUCUCUUAAGUCAGUUAAGGUGGAAUGGUGUUCCUAGAGCAGGUAAAUCAAUCACCGUGCAGUCACAUCUGGUGGAAAAUAAUUUGCGACGAAAAAAAAAAGGUUCAACUAUGAUGUUUCACAAUCAAUAGCCUGGUAAUAAUCACAAUAUAAACUCAUAACUAGUCAGGUUUCUAGUAGUCAAAUCUUACUUUAGCAUGCAGUGUUCCAGAAAAGUGGGGUUUGUUAAACAGGAGUUAUGCCAGCUAGCUGCUGGGCAGAAUGGCAGUUCUGGUAAAGUAAAAAAUAGAAAAUAAAUUCUGUUGUGGGCAUAUCUUAUUUUGUGAACUGAAAUGGUCGCUAACCAAGAUACUUUUGUCAAUAGUGGAAAUAGUACCAAAAUGAAAACAACACAAUUUGCUGGAAAGUCUCAGCAGGUCUGGCAGCAUCUGUGGAGAGAAAUCAGACAAUGUUUUGGGUUCAGUGACCUUUCUUCGCAACAGUCCUAAAGUAGAUUAGGCCUAAAAGUUGGAGGCGGAUAGAAAUGGUCUCCAAUCAUGGUCACAACAUUUGCAACAGACAAUUCUAGGAGGAUCUCUGCCACAGGUGGGUUUAGGAAGUUGUUGCAGUUUGCCAGAGUAGAGUAAUUUCUAACUUAAGAAUGUGUAUUGUCAUAACACCUAUCCAUAGUCAAGCAGAUACAUUAUUCAGCUAAGUGCUGUGGAAGAAAAUUGUGCAGUAAGCUAAUAGUGUGGCUUACCAUUCUAUUUUCUUCCCAUUCUACCUGGAUUAAACUUGUGAAACUUCUGAAUUCCACUAAGUGGAACUUCCAAUUGUGUGUAGUCUUGUUUUGUCCAAAAAUACAUUCAACAUAGUCAAAUGAUAGUACUGAUUCUUCAAGUAUCAAUCUGGCCCAAUGGAGGUCAUAAAGACUAGUGGUAAAGCACCUUGUCUGAGGAGAUUGAAACUGUGAAAGAAUACAGUCUGUACAUUUUUAAAACUUAACAUUCAUCCUUCAACAUCCUGAAAUGAGGAAGGGUAUUGGUUAUUAUAGACUGGUCACAGGUCUCUUGGAAGGAAUAAUUGUUUAUACAGCAUCACUUCUAGCAAUACCAUUGAAUUAAUGUAUUAUUCCAUGACAUUUGCCACAAUUGGCAUGAGCCACAAGUAGUUGUCUACCACACUGCCUGCCCAAGGAAGUCAACAUGUUUGACAUGCUGUUAUGAAACAUCAAGGGGUCCAGAAUUAACAUUAAGGACAUGCAGGCCUAAUUCCAUCCAACUACAUACCACUUUGCCAUCACAUCUGAUCUUUUCCUCGUAUUGGGAGUCAUUUCCACAAUUGGUUUGAAGACUCCAACAUUGGCCAGAAUGUUGGAUUUGGUACAUUCCCAUGAGGCUGUUGCAAGCUUAGUUUGUAAGAAUAUGUUCAGGUGUAAGUGAGCAGGUUGACUGGUAUCAGUGUACCUUUGUCAAUGUAGUGGUUUAUUUGAUUCACUGACUUCUGUGGUGAUCUGACACAGCUAAGUGACUAGGACUCAUGAUACAAGGGGGUGUAGAACAAUGGGUUCACAGUACAUUAGUGUCCCUUCCUCUGCACCAUGUUUCAAGACCCACUGCACUAGUAAUGUCUCAACAUGAUCUGAGCAGGUGGAUUUAAAAUCUUAACUUGAUUUGGGAAUCCAACAAGAUUAAAACACUGCUCAUGCAAGUCGGGGUGGCUCGGAAGUUAGCGCAGUUGCCUUCCAGCCUUGGGUGACUGUGGAGUUUGCAUCUUCUCUCCAUGUAUGGAUGGGUUUCCUUCCAGUCUAAACAUACAGGUUAAGUCAAUUCUAAAUCUUAGUCAAAAGUAAAGUUGUGUGCAUAGGAGUUUUCUUUCAAAAAGCUAACAUUUACUCCAGAUUAUUCAUUAUGAUAGCUGCUUCUGAAGACUUGAAUACAUUUAAUCCAAAGGGUUUGCAUUUCUGUGCAAGUUUGAAGUUCACUGUCUUAAUGCCACAAGGGGCAUGUCAUUGUUUAAGACAUUCCAAUUCAAAACCAGUCAACUACAUUUAAAGUGCUUCAAGUAUGGACAUAUUCCACCUCUAGUCAAGGAAAAGUAAUUUAAUAGUUACCCUUAAACUGGAACUCACUUCAUAUUGUGAUUCACACCCAGUUUUGUUCACUCAUUACAUGUUUACCAAUUCAAGUUUCCACAUUUAAGACUUCAUCCUUUGACAUCUGUUCAAUUUACAUUUGGCCUUAAAUUUUAUACUGCUUCAUCAAUGCCUGCAGUAGCUAGUCCUCAAGCUCUCCAGGUCUUUACUGA